This is a messenger RNA of Aureobasidium subglaciale EXF-2481, 2013 nucleotides long. RefSeq lists its product as uncharacterized. NCBI's taxonomy places the organism in Eukaryota, Fungi, Ascomycota, Dothideomycetes, Dothideales, Saccotheciaceae. The record is from RefSeq and is a predicted model, not a curated record. The transcript has 2 exons. Bases 1 to 2013 code for a protein of 670 amino acids.
AUGGCUUCGAGCUACAAUCCGGAUCCCUCGACCGAGGCUUCCGACACCCUCUAUACCGCGCUACUAUCGCAAAGGGACUUGUCCAGCAGAAUCCCUAUCAACUAUGUCACAGCACCAGGAGUCGCCCUGACCCCGGUGUGUUUCUCGGACCGCGUAUACGAAGAUGCUGCUGCGCAGCAAUGUUUGUCGAACCUCCUUUCAAUUGGGUUUCACCGGUUAAUCGUCGACUUGUAUUGGGAUCAGAGCCGUCAGACAUGGAGUUUGUGUCCUGUUGAACUUAGCAAUGAAGGCAACUCCACCUCGCCAAUCCGAACUGGAGCCUUUCCCAGCAGUCUUUCUACGUCUUCCUCGUCCACGAGCCCAUCGGCAACCUUGACAGUGGCUAGAUUUUCUGGAGCUACGGCCGAGCGUCUGGUACGGGAGCCUCUCCACAGUUCCCUGAUCAAUGCGGAAGAAGAUGUGCAUCGAAGAACAGGAAUCCUCGCCCGACAAACUCCCGAGGAUUCUUCCGAGCUAAUGACUGCACUCAGUACCGACUCAGCAUCGUUAGCCACUGUAGUUGCAGAUGGGUCACCUGCCCGAGUUAGCGAAGUGAGCAUGACAGUAACAUCUCAGUCUACCGCAGCCGCACGGCCGUCAGAGACAGGACGACAUCAAAUUGGAGGCUAUUCGUGUACUGAAAGCAUAGGGCUCACCACUCUGACUGAAGUGCUGGCAGACUACUUCAGCUUCACUGAGAACGAUCUCAACGCAACUUUCAAAUAUCUUGAGCUCAACGUGCGAUUGGCAGCACCUUUCGAUGAUCCGACGAAUAUCUCGAGUUCGCCUGAUCCUGAAAGAUUGCCCACUCUCGGAAACUACCUUAGCGAUCUUAUUAAUUCGACCCUCUCUCCAUAUCUAUAUACACCAUUUGCUCUUCGGACCGAGAGAGCUAACCUUAACGACUCGUGGUUCUCAGGCGCCAUCAAUAAUCCACCGGCAUCGGAGUAUAUCAACACGAUGCCUCUAAGCGACGGCUCGGGACUAUACACAUUAGACGGUUGGCCGAGUGAGAGCGUCAUUAUGUUGCAACGUGCUCUCCGACUUGUUGCCAAUAUCGGGAGCGUCGAUUCCCAAAUGCAGCAGUACGACUUUGGCGUAGAUGCCGAUACGAUAUUUCCCACUGGCUAUGUUUCCAACACGAUUGACACAACCUUAUCUGCUGACGGUGGAGUCACAGAGGGCUGCUUGUAUCAAUCCAGAAACUACACGUUGUCGAAUGCGAAUUCUUCAUGGGCAGUGUCCAGCAGUUUACCCAACACCACAUCUCUCAACACCACGAGCUACGCAGCAGCCAAUCUAUCAUCGUGUGGCAUCUCACCUGUAUUGAACAAGCCACUAAUAGGCACCUUGGCAAGAGACAAUGCUACACUAUAUCGGGAGUUUAUACGUGAUUCGCUCUGGGGCUGGGCUGACGAUGAGCCCAGUGAUAGCGAUGCAUCGGAAGCGACAGGUAGCAGACAUUGUGCAGUCACUAAUGCAUCCAACGAUGGUCUCUGGGAAGUGGUCGACUGCACCGACGAGAACCAUUUCGUCUGCCGUCGCAACGAUUCGCCCUACACUUUCAGUGUGAGCGACUCCAAGGCUAGAUAUUACCAGGGAGAUCAGGCAUGUGGUGAGGACAUCAGCUUUGCUGUUCCUCGUACCGCACUGGAGAACCGCUACAUGGUUGCCGCUGUCCGAGACUGGAUUUCUCGUCAAUCCGAUUUUGACGAUCAGCCUGUGUUCUGGCUCAACAUCAACGAUAUUGACACCAGAGAUUGUUGGGUUAGCGGUGUAGACCAGACAUGUCCCUACCGAUCCGAUCUCGACAGUGAUCAGAAAAGCAUUGUGAUACCCACCGUUGCAGGCGUUAUCGUGUUUCUUCUAGCUAUACUGACGUUAUUUGUCAAGUGUGCUGCGAACAGACAAAACACCAGACGACGCCGCAAGCGCACCGAAGGUGGUUGGGAGUACGAAGGGGUUCCCUCUUGA